CAAGAGUCAAGCGCAAUGAGCACGGAGCCAGAGCUAUCUCCAAUUGUCGACAGUAUCCAGCGUCCCCACCCAUCGGUAGCAGCAGCUUCUGAGCUUGCUCCAGAGCUCGUGGCACUUAUCCUCAAAGAACUCGAAAACGACGGAACCACCCUCCAGGCAUGUGGCUUGGUAAACAGAAUUUGGGCGCAAUGCGCCCAGGAAACUCUUUUCUCGUCGAUUACUAUCGAUCUCCCCUCUUCGGCCAGAAAACUCCUGAAAGUCCUCGAAGCUCGACCAGACCUGGCUCGAAAGAUCCAAAGCGUCGCCAUCCAGAUCAGUUGGGGGAAGCGCAACCGUUAUGCAGAAGGCUUCAGUUGGGUCCCUGUUGUAGACAAGGAGCUCAUCGCCAUCUGCGCGUACCUUGUUCAAGUCAGAAAGGUUUCUAUUGGCACUGCCGACGAAGUCUUCGUAGACUGGAAGUCGGAGUUCUCUUCCAGCUUGAGGGCUGAACUGUGGGACCUCAUGGGGCGAGCAAGGGAGGUUGAAUUGGUCAGUAUUACGAAUAUGCAGGUCCAGCCCCUUGUUGGGCUCGCAAAUCUGGAGAACCUGAUUCUCUGUCGCGUGAUAGAAGAUCCUGCGGAGGCGGCGGCAUUGUUCCCCUUGAACAAGGUGGAGUGGGUUAGUGAAGAGGAGCGGAAAAGAGGGCGGCGAUUGAAAACAUUGGUAAUACGAUGGACGACCUCCUUCUCAAACCUUCUCUUCAAGUGCCUUGAUCUCGCGCAGUCCACCCCUCCACCUUCUUGCGUGUCGCGGGGAAUGCCACCACUUGUCCCUCUCACGCUCGACUUUCAUCCCACCAUGAACGUAACCUAUGCACCGUGGGGCACGCGCGAGGCAACCAAAGGCAUCAAUGCUAUCCGGCAGCGACUGGCGCAACACGUCCACUCAUACCGCUCCACUCAUCGAUGGCUCUCCCCCGAGGAGCUUGCGUUUCACUGUUUUCCCAAUCUAGAGAUACUUGACAUUGAAAUAAGUCGGCAUCUUCUGUGGAAAGAUGUCCAGAAGAUUCUUGGAGCUUUGGAAGAUUUGGGAAAGCGAGGAGAAGGGAAGCUCAAGUUGAAUACCUUCAUAUUCUCGCUUGCGUUCCAGCCCCUCGGUCCAGAAGCCGAAGCAGAGCUGGAGGCGUUUCUUCUUCAAGGGUACACUAUUCUGGAAGGGAUGGACCGCAUUCUUUGCAACGAACAAGCAUUUCCAAAUUUGCGCCAAGUCAUCAUACUCUAUGAAGAUUCGCAUAUGGACCGUAAAUUGGAUGCCUCAGUUGUCAAGUCCCUUCGGGUGCGAAUGGGGGAUAGGAUGAAGGGUUUGAUGGAAAGAGACAUGCUGGAUGUGAUGCGGUGA
Messenger RNA from Coprinopsis cinerea okayama7#130, 1377 nucleotides. RefSeq lists its product as hypothetical. Bases 16 to 1377 code for a protein of 453 amino acids. The transcript has a single exon. The record is from RefSeq and is a predicted model, not a curated record. NCBI's taxonomy places the organism in Eukaryota, Fungi, Basidiomycota, Agaricomycetes, Agaricales, Psathyrellaceae.